Uncinocarpus reesii 1704 is the source of this 591-nucleotide messenger RNA. RefSeq lists its product as uncharacterized. Gene Ontology annotation, biological process: translation. Lineage: Eukaryota; Fungi; Ascomycota; Eurotiomycetes; Onygenales; Onygenaceae. The transcript is spliced from 3 exons. Gene Ontology annotation, molecular function: structural constituent of ribosome. The record is from RefSeq and is a predicted model, not a curated record. Gene Ontology annotation, cellular component: ribosome; mitochondrial large ribosomal subunit. The coding region runs from base 1 to 591 and encodes 196 amino acids.
AUGGCUUUGAUAUUCUCGUCGAGCCUCUCUGCUCCAUUGCGAAGAACGCCCUCCAUAUCUUCCCUUCAUGCUCGGUCCAGCUCCUUCAUCUCCUCGUGCCAAUGCUCUAGGGCGCCAUUGCUCCAAUUCUACACUCAGUCGGCGUCAAUCCAAUCCCCACGACCCAGACCAUCCUCGCCUCUUCUCUCCCUGCGCUCCCAGCAAUCCCGUUCCAUAACCACACGUAUCACCAAGCCCUUUUCAAAAUCAAAAUCCACGCUCAAAGACACAACGGCAUCCCAAAGCUUAUCCGCCGAAGACACGGCUCACCCGCCCGUUCUUCCUCUCACCAAUCUUCCCUAUUUCAUCCGCCGCACCCCUUCGAAUCAACUGCCUGUGUAUCUCGUCACGAAAGCGGGAGGCACGAGACAGGAAACCAAGCUACAAAAAACAGAAGGCGAUGUCGAUGCGCUGCGAAACGAUUUGAUAAAGGCCCUAGGAAUGGAACAGAAUCCUAAUGAUGUGGUGAUCAAUCGGCUGAAUGGCCAUGUAAUUGUGAAGGGCUGGCGAAAACCUGAAAUACAGCAAUUCCUUUUAGAUCGCAAGUUCUAA